AUGCCAAAAUCAAAAUCUGAAGUAGCAAAAAAAGUUUCUGCGAAAGUUUUUGCAGAAAACCCUGUGAAGGUUCCUGCAAAAGUCUCUGCAAAAGUCUCUGCAAAAGUCCCUGCAAAAGUUCUUGCAAAAGCCUUUGUAAAUGUCCUUGCAAACAUCUCUGCGAACAUUCCUGUGAAUGUUUCUGCAAAAGUCAUUACAAAUAUCUCUGCGAACGUUCUCGUGAAAGUGCUUGCAAAAGUCUUUGCAAACGUCUCUGCAAAUGUCCUCUCAAAUGUCUCUCCAAACAUCACCACAAAG
Molecule: messenger RNA, 297 nt
Organism: Racocetra fulgida
Lineage: Eukaryota; Fungi; Glomeromycota; Glomeromycetes; Diversisporales; Gigasporaceae
Source: the annotation of a GenBank genome assembly